Lasiodiplodia theobromae is the source of this 2175-nucleotide messenger RNA. Its product is annotated as Chitin-binding type 1 protein. The transcript is spliced from 4 exons. The coding region runs from base 1 to 2175 and encodes 724 amino acids. The record is from RefSeq and is a predicted model, not a curated record. Gene Ontology annotation, molecular function: copper ion binding; chitin binding; oxidoreductase activity. NCBI's taxonomy places the organism in Eukaryota, Fungi, Ascomycota, Dothideomycetes, Botryosphaeriales, Botryosphaeriaceae.
AUGAGGUUAUCUGAUUGGCUUGUCGUGUGCAUACCCGGUCUCGUACAGGGACUUGCCGUCACUUCUACCGACGGACUUUGUGGGGGAGCCUCAGGCCUUACGUGCAUGAGCUCUAUAUUCGGCAACUGUUGCAGCAAAGACGGCUACUGUGGAGCCACUGCCGAUUACUGCGGCGCAGGAUGUCAGUUGGAGUUCGGUCUAUGCGAGAAGACUGAAGGCGCAGUAUCUCAAGAUGGGACUUGCGGCAACUCGAUGGGAUUCACCUGCGAGGGCUCCAAGUUCGGCGAGUGCUGCAGCCAGUACGGGUAUUGCGGCUCUACCGACGCCUACUGCGGUGACGGAUGCAAAGACGGUUACGGCAAGUGUGGCGCCUCACUUCAAGAGAGACAGGACUAUGCAGUCCCGCCCCCGGCGACUUCAAGCGUGGUGGCGCAACCCUCGCCAGUACCGACCAACAACGCAUCGAAUUCAGGCCAAGGCGACCCUGCAUGCUCGGCAAAACGAUCAACAUCUCAGCUGGCCGGCCGGACAGACUCCUGCGUUCGAUGCGAGGGUCAACCUGGAGACGAUCAGUUCUGUGGCUACGACAUCCAUACCGAUUACUACAAGCAUGUGCCGAAGACCUGCAGGACUGUCGAAUACACCCUGGAGAUCACCAACACCACAAUCGCUCCCGACGGUAUUCCCAGGAUUGCCCUGCUGGUGAAUGGCCAGAUGCCAGGGCCGCUCAUCGAGGCCAACUGGGGUGAUACAGUGAAGGUCACUGUAAUCAACAAGAUGCAAGACAAUGGUACGACGAUACACUUCCACGGUAUCAGGCAACACUUCACCAACCAAUAUGACGGAGUUCCGUCUGUCACUCAAUGCCCGAUUGCGCCCGGAGAGUCGAUGACCUACACUUGGGUCGCUGAAUCCUAUGGCUCUUCGUGGUACCACUCGCACUACGCCAUCCAGACCUGGGAGGGUGUUUUCGGCCCUGUUGUUAUCCAUGGACCCAGCAGCCCGGAAAGGCAAUACGAUGUCGAUGCUGGACACAUCAUGCUCCAGGACUGGAGCCACUGGACUGUUGACUCCCAAUACCACGCCGCCCAAGAUGCGACACCCGGCCACAAUGGUGGGGCUCGUGUCAUGGACAACGGUCUUAUCAACGGCAAGAACACGUGGGGAAAGGAGGGCUCUUACAAUUCGACCGGAGAGCGUUUCAAGAUGACGGUUACCAAGGGAAAAUCGUACUUACUGCGCGUUAUUAACGUUUCGAUUCAAUCCACUUUUAAGUUCCAUAUUGACGGCCAUUCUUUCACGGUUAUCUCUACCGACUUCACGCCCAUUGUUCCAUAUGAUACCAACAUACUCAACGUAAAUAUUGGUGAACGCUACGAUGUAAUUGUACAUGCCGACCAAGAGGUUGGCGACUAUUGGAUGCGCUCCGACAACCAGAACACCUGCGCUGGCAUCAAACAAGCCCUCGACAUCAAGGGCAUCUUCAGCUACGAAGGGUCCAAGGGCAGUACGCCAACCACAGCUGCUCAACAGUACACGACCGAAUGUACAGAUGAAGAUCAUUCCCUGCACGUACCUAUCCUGCCGUUCGACGUCUCCGAGCCGGAUGUCACUUGGUACGGCGAUAUAACGGUUGAACAACCCAACAACCUUUUCCGGUGGUUCAUUUCCGGCAACACGUUCAGUGCCAAGUGGGACGACCCGACUGUGCUCGGCAUCCUCGACAAUGGCCAGCCUCCCAGCUACAGCGGUGACCUGCUGAUCAAUGCACCCAACGAGGGCGAGUGGGUUUACAUCGUUGUCGAGAGCGAGAUUGCUCUGCCGCACCCGCUCCAUCUCCAUGGUCACGACUUCUACAUCCUUGCCACCGGCACAGGUCGCUACGAUGCAAGCGUGCCGCUGCGGCUGAAGAACCCUUCGCGCCGCGACACGGUACUCAUGCCGGGCCUGGGCUUUGUCGUUGCAGCAUGGAAGGUCGAGAACCCGGGCGCAUGGCUGAUGCACUGUCACGUGGGCUGGCAUAGCGCCAUGGGUUUCGCGGCGCAGGUGGUCGAGAUGCAAGAUCAGAUCGGCGGUACUUGGGACGACGGCGGCUGCGAGUUGAAGAAAACGUGUGCUGCUUGGAAAGCAUGGCAGGACGGGAGGGGAUUGAUGGCUGAGGAUUCUGGCGUAUAA